AUGUACGAGCUUCAGAAAUCACAUAAACAGCUUCCCGCCACAGUGAUAAACGUCCUGGUGAAAGAUAUAGCAUACGCUACUGAAACUCUUCCAUACGGCAAGGCGUUUACAGGACAAAGACUCUUUAACAAUCUCACCAAACUGUUUCAAAGAAAGACAGAAGAGUCGCAAUCCUUGUCACAGCUAGGAAAUUCCAAAGGAAAUGAAUCCUUAAAUCAAAUAAUAUCAACAAAGGCCCCGGAAUGGAAACACUUCGGAGGCAGUUCUUCACUGAAUUUCCAAGUGACAUCGGGUAUACCACAAAAGAAUGUCGGAAGGAAAUAUUUAUUAGAGAGCACAAUGCUUACAUUGUCCAGAUCGCGGCAUUAUAUGGAGAAGAAUGUUUUGAACUCUACAUCUUACCUCAGAAGGAACUAAAACCCAAUGGCAUCACAAGCAACCCAUCUUACUGUACAAAAUAAUGAAUUGUAUCACAGAAACGAGGUAGUCAAU
Messenger RNA from Mercenaria mercenaria, 492 nucleotides. RefSeq lists its product as uncharacterized. The transcript has 3 exons. The record is from RefSeq and is a predicted model, not a curated record. Bases 1 to 417 code for a protein of 138 amino acids. Lineage: Eukaryota; Metazoa; Mollusca; Bivalvia; Venerida; Veneridae.